AUGGGGUCUCUCUCCAGUCUGGUCGUCAAGUCUGCCAUCGCAAUACUGGCCCUGGCCCUGGCAUAUGCCCCCCUGGCAGACCGCGCGCGCGUCCUGUCGCUUCUGGUGCAAAAUGCACCGGACAAACUGACUGAGGUCAAGAACCUUGGUGACUACACGAUCAAGUUCUCUGACCGACUGCGGAAUUGCGAAGAUGCCCUCCUGGUCGAAGAAGACCGCGUGGCGAUUCUCAGCUGCGACCCUGGACGAGACUUUUGGAACACGGUGAUGGGCACUUUCGCGCCUGACCUGAGUAUUGUGCCCACCGGCGAGCUCGUGCUAUAUCGGUACGACUCGGCCAAAUAUUCGGACACCGACGCGCUGGUUUCCAUUGAGCUCCGCGACUUUGAGGGGAUCCAAGGAUUCCACCCGCUCGGGAUUGAGUAUCACAGGCCGAGCUCUUCGUUGUUUGUCUGUAAUCAUCACUACGAGGGCUCUCGCGUCGAAGUGUUUACACUCGAUCUCGACACGCCCAAGCCAGUGGCAAGGCACCAGAGAACCAUUAUCAGCCCGCUCAUCAAAGCGCCCAACGCGAUCGCUGCCCUGAAUGAGCACGAGCUUUACAUCACCAAUGAUCACUAUUUCCUCCAAAAGAACAAUGCGUUCUUAAGCCACCUGGAGACGUAUGCUCAGCUUCCUCUCGGCUCGGUGGCCUAUGUAAAUCUAGCGAUAGAGGGCCACCCUGCUGAGGUGCGCUCCGUUGCUCGCUCUCCGUUCACAAACGGCGUCGCUUUGCUAAACGGGUCAGCCCUGGCUGUCUCAUCCUCUAGCACGACCAAGGUGUAUCUCUACGAUAUCCUUCCCGACCGAUCACUGCUAAAAACCGGGGAUAUCACUCUGCCUUUCAUGCCUGAUAAUGUUUCUGUAGAUAAGAAGGGCAGUCUGUUGAUUACCGGCCACCCCCAUCCCCCGACUUUGGACAAACUCAGAAAGGAUCGCUUCGAGUGUCUUAUGGACAGUAGUCGCCAGAACGAAGAUUGCUAUGAGGGCACUACCCCCAGUGGGAUGGCUGCAUGGUCUGCCGACGACGGAUUGAAAAUUCUACACCUGACCAAAGGCGGAUUUUCGACGAGCUGCACGGCCGUGAGAGAUACAGAGUAUAAUUUCGGCUUCAUGACUGGUCUUUAUGAGAAAGGUAUCCUGGUUUGGAAAGCGUAA
Molecule: messenger RNA, 1197 nt
Organism: Talaromyces rugulosus
Lineage: Eukaryota; Fungi; Ascomycota; Eurotiomycetes; Eurotiales; Trichocomaceae
Exons: 2
Coding region: 1-1197 (398 amino acids)
Source: RefSeq, a predicted model, not a curated record